AUGGCGGCGUUGCAAAGAGCCAGCGCGCCCCCGCGCGGUGGACAAACGCAAGUGCAGAGCCCAGCCUCGGCGCCGGCAGCGGCGGCGGCGCGGCAAGCGGUGCUGCACCUGAGGGGCGCGACGGUGGAGAGGGAGGAGGACGGGGAGGCGAGCAGUGGGAGUACGGGGCGGCGGAUCCAGUGGGCGGAGGACGUGGUUGAUAAUGAGGGGCUGGGGCGGAAGAAGAGUAAAGUGUGCUGCAUAUACCAUGCGCCGAAAGGGAUCGAUGAAUCGAGUGAUGAGAGCUCGUCGGAUGAUGACGAUAGCGAUAGUGGGGAUGAUGGGGCAGCGAGGCCGACGAGGAGGGAGGGGAGUGGACACGGGCACGAGCAUGGACAUGGACAUGGACAUGAUUGUGAGCAUUCACAUGGCAAGGGGAAGGGGAAGGGAAGAGCAAGGAGUCCGAAUGCAUAUGAGAAGAUGCCGAAGCCCAAGAGCGGCGGGGCGAAAGAGAAAGGCUAA
This is a messenger RNA of Amorphotheca resinae ATCC 22711, 501 nucleotides long. RefSeq lists its product as hypothetical. The transcript has 2 exons. Lineage: Eukaryota; Fungi; Ascomycota; Leotiomycetes; Helotiales; Amorphothecaceae. Bases 1 to 501 code for a protein of 166 amino acids. Gene Ontology annotation, cellular component: nucleus. Gene Ontology annotation, molecular function: protein serine/threonine phosphatase inhibitor activity; protein phosphatase 1 binding. The record is from RefSeq and is a predicted model, not a curated record.